CUGGAAAUCAAGGCACAUUCUGCCCAAAAACAACUACCACACUUGUUUUUCGUUCUCGCGGUCGAGCUGCAGUACGAAAGCUGCGACUAGAAAAACAAAAACCUAGCAUACCACUCUAUUGAAGGACAUCGAGUGGAGAAAUAUCCCACCACCAUGCCUUCGCCCUCCCCUCCACGAGAGGACCGUUCGCGCUCAAAAUCCCCGCAACGAGAGGAUUCCUCACGUCGCUUGAGGUCUCCCGGCCGUGCGCCCAGAACUAAAAACUUCUCAGGACUCAAGUGGAAAGACAACUCGAGGCGUGGCGACGACCGCGACGACCGAGACAAUCGUCGAGACCAACGAGGCGGAUUCCGUGAUCGCGAUGACGACAGGAGGCGUGACGACCGCUAUGGCAGAGGGAACGAUUCGAGGAGAGACGAUGAUCGUUUUGGACGGGGACAGGAUUCAAGGAGAAGAGACUUCGAUGGCCCGAAUCGUGGUCAAGGGCGCCUUCGUGACCGGGACGAUGGUGAUGAGAGGAAGGACAGGCGGCGAGAGCAGUUCAGAGAGGCGCGGGACAAAGUAAGGGAGGAGAAGUCCAAGGAAUCGAAAGACAAACCCCCGGCUGCACCGCCAGCGGCUCCUGGGCAACAGAUGAUCAUUGUGACGGUCAACGAUCGUCUCGGUACCAAGGCACAGAUUCCUUGUCUACCUAGCGAUCCUGUCAAGGUCUUCAAAGCGAUGGUCGCUGCGAGGAUAGGUCGUCCUGUACAUGAGAUUAUGCUUAAACGGCAAGGCGAGAGGCCGUUCAAAGAUCAACUUACGCUGGAAGACUAUGGCGUUUCGAACGGUGUGCAGAUUGAUCUCGAGUUGGACACUGGUGACUAAGUUGAUUCGGAGGACAGCAGCCGUCAUGAUGGGGGGAUUAGGCAUACUUCAUUGGGCCGAUGAGCGUCGCUCAAAGAUGUGACUCCAGCGCAAGCUGUAUAAACCGCUGCACGUCAUAUAUAUAACCAUCGUCUACAUCUCGUACUCAAUAUAAUCCAUACAUUCCAGAUGCUAGAGCGGGGUAUCUCAUUGU
Molecule: messenger RNA, 1060 nt
Organism: Aaosphaeria arxii CBS 175.79
Lineage: Eukaryota; Fungi; Ascomycota; Dothideomycetes; Pleosporales
Product: ubiquitin-like protein
Exons: 2
Coding region: 154-867 (237 amino acids)
Biological process (GO): protein modification process; mRNA splicing, via spliceosome
Cellular component (GO): nucleus; cytoplasm
Molecular function (GO): protein tag activity; protein binding
Source: RefSeq, a predicted model, not a curated record